AUGAAAGUCACACCACCCGGGGUUUCAAAUGUUGAGUCUAUUAUGGAGGAGGUCGAAAGUCCAGACAUCACUGUGAACUUUUCUGAUAAGGACACAAAUGUCAAUAUGGGUGAAGGGAUGCACACUAUUGAAACAACAAAAACAACAACAACAACAAAAUUCGAAACUUCACCUGUUACUACAAUUAUCGAAACAACUUUUUUUCCUGUACCACAACCAACCUCUCCACCACCUACAUCACUACAUGAAGCUGCGAAAGAGCGUUAUGAGCUCUUUGUGAAACAAGUGUCUGAGUCGAAAUCUUCUCUUAAGCUCCAGGUUAACGAGAUUCGAACCUUGAUGGCUAAAGAGCUUAAGAAUUUAGAUGAUAACUACAACUUGUUGCAUAAAAAGGUUCACGUCGUAGCAAAUGUAACAACUCACUUGAUCGAAGAUAUCACUGCCUUCAACAACAACUAUUUGAAAGAUAUAAAAGUAAUGAAUGAGAAGGAUGACAAGGUGUUUAAGAAAGUUGAAGACUUUUUAUCUAAUUUUAAAGAGACACUAUUGAAAGUUGAUCUUUCGAGUCAAUCUUCUAUUUCUCAAGAUUCCAUUUCUACUAUGGUUUCAAAAUCGAGUCAAGUAUCAAGGCUGAGUUGGCUCCGAUCCUAA
This is a messenger RNA of Lactuca saligna, 651 nucleotides long. The record is from the annotation of a GenBank genome assembly. Lineage: Eukaryota; Viridiplantae; Streptophyta; Magnoliopsida; Asterales; Asteraceae.